AUGACUCCGUCGCUCGCGGGGCAUACCCACGUCCUCGCUUCGAUAUGCGACCACCUCCCGCCGCAAGAGCUAUCGCAAAUGCUGAGGGUCAGUCGGGAGAUCUUCCCUAUUGCUGGGCGAUUGCUAUAUCGCCGUCUGGUAGUCAACAUCAAGCCGCUGGACGAAACCGUCCCGGGAGUUUUGGACACAUUCGCGUAUCCCGGUGGCGCCAAACCAGGCGGGGACGUUUCAAUAUCCCAGUCCAAGGCCGCCUUGCUGGACAUGGUCGAAUCACUCAACAUCAGCGAACCAGCUACCAUCGCUCUCGCAUACGGACACGAUGCAGCCGGUACCCGACCCUAUCCCCUCAAGCGUCUAAAACGGCUCAUUGUCCGCUAUCGACACUUUGACCCGUCCCCCUCCCCCGAACCAUCAUUCCCUGCAUGUCCUUCCCCUCUGAGCCUCUGCACUCGACACGUUCAUGGCGAUCACGCCCUCUACGCACUCGGCUGGGAACCGCUCGAGCUCGUCUUGGUCGGAAGUACGCCCGAGAUUGUUCAUUUUCUCGGACACCGGUGGACGGACCAGCCAAGGGACCGCGGUGAUCGCGAUCCAUGGCCUUCGGUGCGGCACUUUGUACAUAUCUGCCCUGGCAAUGACAAUCGGUACGACCGCGUUCUCCAAGGUCUUCCCAUGGUCUGGGGGCGGAUGGAUGCGUUCCCCGCGCUCGAGACGUACGACAUGUUCUACGAUUUCGACGCGCGCUCACGUCGCUCUGCCCGCGAUGGUGACGACGUCGGCGAUGCGUGCCUAGGUGGUAACAUCUCCAGCCAUGAUGUCUUUUCGUUGGCGUCGGCGGCCGGUUCCUCGGUCGCGUCCAAGCAGGAAUUCCGCCCCAUCACCUACUGGCUGCCGGUCUCGACCGGGACUAUCCUCCACGACCCAACCCUGGUCGGACGGCUCAUCUCGUGCGAGACGGGAGGGCGGCCGAGUAGCGAGGCGGCGGUCACGUAUCAAGUGGCGGGGCUGCAACAUACCAAGAUUUGUUCGCCGGAACAGGAGGAGGAAUGGAUUGCGAUGGCGGAUGGACGUGUGGAUUUGGGGGUGGAUCGGACCUAG
Messenger RNA from Dioszegia hungarica, 1098 nucleotides. RefSeq lists its product as uncharacterized. The record is from RefSeq and is a predicted model, not a curated record. The coding region runs from base 1 to 1098 and encodes 365 amino acids. The transcript has 2 exons. NCBI's taxonomy places the organism in Eukaryota, Fungi, Basidiomycota, Tremellomycetes, Tremellales, Bulleribasidiaceae.